AUGGUAGAAAUUAAAGAUUUAUUAAAAACUGAAGAUGAAGAAGUUUUUUUUGAUUUAGAUAAUACAACACUAUAUAUUGGGUCUCAAAGUUUAGGUGAAGGUCACAUUUAUGUUACAAAUAAAAAUGUACAUUGGAUUUCAAAAAAUAAUAUAACCAAAUAUACAUUUAAUUUCUAUUCAAUUGGUUUAAAUGCAGUAUUUAGUAAAACCGAUGAAUUCCCAUCAUCAGUUUAUUGUCAAGUUGAUGAAAUAGUUACAGUUGCUGAAAAUAAUGAAAAUUCUGAUAAAAUCAAAGACGAAGAAGAUCAAGACGAAGAUGAAGAAAAUAGUGGUGAUGUAGAUGAUGAUGUUUAUACCGAAAUUAGAUUUAUUCCUUCAGAUGAUUCAAAAAUUCAUUCAAUUUAUGAUGCACUUUGUAAAGGUGCAUUAUUAAAUCCAGAUUCAGAAGAUGACGAAGAAGGUGAUUUUUAUUAUGGUGAUGGCGAUAAUGAUCAACAAUUAGCUUUUGACCCAAAUGAUCUCAAUAGAUUUGAUGACCCAGAUGAUGGUGAUGAUGAUGAUGAAGAAAAUUAA
This is a messenger RNA of Dictyostelium discoideum AX4, 573 nucleotides long. RefSeq lists its product as hypothetical. Gene Ontology annotation, cellular component: nucleus; cytoplasm. The record is from RefSeq and is a predicted model, not a curated record. The coding region runs from base 1 to 573 and encodes 190 amino acids. Lineage: Eukaryota; Evosea; Eumycetozoa; Dictyosteliales; Dictyosteliaceae. The transcript is spliced from 3 exons.